CGCCAAUAAUCAGACACGCUGCUGUGUUUAUCGUCUUGGAUUUGUUCUCAAAGAACGUCGCGGAUGAUGUCAUGCUGGGAGCCGGAUGAGCCGAAGACGCGAAUGAAGCAGUCGAUGAGUGAGCGUAGUUGGGCAGUGGACGAGACAGAUGUCGAGCCAACUGAUUGAAUCGAGAGAACAUGGGAUAUGUCUUGAUUGAACUGUAGAAUUGAAGCGUGAGGGGAGAGGGUGAAAGUGAGGAGAGAAAGAAGUCAAUCUUUUCGAGUGGGGUGGAUUCCUCAGGAACCGACUCAACUUUCAGCGAUUGCGGGGUUGCCUAGUUAACAUCACCUUAUACUUUCAGACUGUAUGAUAUCAGUUUGUCUUGAUACAAGAUACGCACUUUAAGGAUUCACAAUGACGGAGUCACGCUUAUAUACAUUCUCGCCCGAGACCAGAGAGGAGCUGAGGAAGUUCCGUCUCGGGACAUCUCGAGCAAAAGAUCCUCAAGCUAGAAUCUACAUCAUCGACGCCAAAACAAAAGAAAUCCGCGCAGAAAGCAAUGAAACGUAUUCAAAACUAGAAGACAUCGCUGAUGAGCUCCCCGAUUCGUCUCCCCGAUUCGUUUUGUUGAGCUAUCCUCAUACAUUGGCCUCUGGACGUUUAUCCGUACCAUAUGUUCUUCUAUACUAUCUCCCCGAGAACUGUAACCCUUCAUCUCGAAUGAUGUAUGCUGGUGCUGUGGAACUCUUCCGUAACACGGCUGAGGUGCAGCGUGUCGUGGAAGUGGAGAGUGAAGGGGAUAUACUUGAUAUUGAGAAGAAGUUGAACAAUUCUAAUUAGGUCUCUUUCUCUCUUCUUUGGUCUCGUGUUUAGCUUUUGGCUUAUGUUUAAUUUGGUGGUAUAUCGCUGGAUAAAGGUUAGGGUUGUGAUUCAGUGCAGAUAAUCGUUAUUUCACAUGCUUUUCCGGAGCUAUUAUAGGCUCAAUUCCGUUUCCAAAUGCUUAC
Talaromyces stipitatus ATCC 10500 is the source of this 986-nucleotide messenger RNA. Its product is annotated as GMF family protein. Gene Ontology annotation, cellular component: actin cortical patch. Gene Ontology annotation, biological process: negative regulation of Arp2/3 complex-mediated actin nucleation; actin filament debranching. The transcript is spliced from 4 exons. The record is from RefSeq and is a predicted model, not a curated record. The coding region runs from base 397 to 822 and encodes 141 amino acids. NCBI's taxonomy places the organism in Eukaryota, Fungi, Ascomycota, Eurotiomycetes, Eurotiales, Trichocomaceae. Gene Ontology annotation, molecular function: Arp2/3 complex binding; actin binding.